AAGCAAAAGAAGUAAUCUUCACCAUGUUCUCUAAGGUCCUUGUGUGCUGCCUUUUUGCCUACGUGGCUUGUGGAGUUGUCGUCGAGAACGUGCACGUGCCCCAACCGUACAGCUUUGGCUACGACAACGUCGAUGAGUUCGGCACCCGCAUGACCCGUCAGGAGGCUGGUGAUGAAUUCAACAACAAGGUCGGCUCCUACAGCUACGUGGACGCUCACGGUAUCGCCCGCACUGUCAACUACGUAGCGGACGCUCUUGGUUUCCGUGCCACCGUUCAGACCAACGAGCCAGGAACCAAGACCUCCGCCCCAGUCGACGCCCCAACUUACUCCUCCUCUGUAGAGGUUGCCGCUCCAGUUGUGGUGAAGGCUGUUCACCCAACCCCAGUUGUCGUGAAGGCCGUUCACCCAGUCCCAGUCGCUUAUACCCGCAGUGUAGCUCCGCUAGCUUACAACACCGUUGCUCGCGCUCCUCUGGGAUACACGUUUGGCCAUACCACAAUUGCUUAAGCAAGAAAUAAUUGAAUGAAACUGAUAUCCGAAAGAGUGCAUAUACAGAUACUGCCUGGAUUCUUCUAUAUGUUUCACAAUAUCGUUUUAAAAAAGCCCUGCGUAUGUCUCAAUAUCUUUGCUAAAUGCUGCUUUCAGCACACUUUUGGUGAGAGGCCCAACUACUGUGAAUAUCUCGGGUUCGGAUGACACAAAACCGUUGGUUAUGUAUGGUCUAUGUACUUAGUUUUUUGCAGCACUUGUGUCAUGUCGCUAAUUGGGGCACAAACAAUUUAAGCGUGGGUAUGUGUUUCUUCUUAUCGCAUUUCGGUGAAGGAAAUAUUAAAUUAAUGCAGGAAGGCUGUAUAAAUAAGGCCUGAGUGAAUUGCUCAUUAUCUUUUUUAUAAUGUUUAGCUUCUUCGGCCCCUCAUCAUUUGCACCGCACAGUUGCUGAUAAAUUGUUCCGGCCCUAUAUAUAUCCCAGUACACCUCGACCGGACUGAGGUGACCCAAGACUGCUCUUUUCGGAUAUUAUUUGGAGAGUUUUAUGGCUUCUAUUAGGCAGGCGAAAAUAAUUAUCCAAGCCUAUCCGAAAUUUAAACUUGUAAAAAAACAAGAACUAGGUUUUCAUAUCUUAAUUAAUUUUCACAGUUUCUUGUCAAAACGAUAGCGUCAUUCAAUAUAGCUGGUUAUCAGAAGUACGUUCUUAGAAAUACAGCUCCUGAAACAAAAUAUAUGUGUACUUUGAACAACUCUUGCCUGCUUAGGAAGAUGUGGCGAUGUGGAUUUGUAUAGAUGCGCCCUUCUCACUCCUUGCCCUUCACCUCUGACUGCUCUGGCUUUAGCUAUCUUAUGAGCGAGUUAAAGUUUCGCUUUGCUAUUUAUUGCUGUGUUCGUUUAUGUCAUGGCUCCUUAUUGCACACUGUCACGAGUGUGAUAUUUACGCUUGUAUAUUUUUGCCUGCAUUGGUGCUGUCCCACUAAACACCAAUGAAAUAAAUGUGCGGAAUAAACUAUGUUUUGUUGUA
This is a messenger RNA of Ixodes scapularis (black-legged tick), 1515 nucleotides long. RefSeq names its product cuticle protein 10.9-like. The transcript is spliced from 3 exons. Lineage: Eukaryota; Metazoa; Arthropoda; Arachnida; Ixodida; Ixodidae. Bases 24 to 509 code for a protein of 161 amino acids. The record is from RefSeq and is a predicted model, not a curated record. Gene Ontology annotation, cellular component: chitin-based extracellular matrix. Gene Ontology annotation, molecular function: structural constituent of chitin-based larval cuticle.